GAAGAAUGUCAGUAACCAAACAGAUCGCACCCCUCAUUGACUACCAUAGUAUUUAUUUUUCCUACUAUGGGGGCGAGAUCUGUUUGAUUACUGACAGUCUUCCAAAUAUCUUCCUUUGUGUUCAGCAGAACAAAGAAAUUCAUACAGGUUUGGAACUACUUGAGGGUGAGUAAAUGAUGACAGAAUUUUCAUUUUUGGGUAAACUGUCCCUUUAAGAAAUGUGUGAUCCCUGGGUCAAGAUAAAUUUAUGGUUCUUUUUUUCUAAAGGCAGAAUUGUGGAAUUAUUGUUCAUUUUUUGUAUAGGAUGCGAUUUUAAAAAAUGCCAGGCAGUGAAUUGUCUUUAUUAUUUAUAUGGUUUCCUGUUUUUAUUAUUAUUAUUACAAUUAUAUGAAGUGUUCGCAUAUCAUUUUAUUUGAAGGAAUAUCACAAAAUAAAUUAUUUAAUUGUUUAUUAUCGUGAAUAAGUCGAAUAUUCGUUUUUUUGUUCUGACUGUAAUAGUACAAAGCAAUAAACGAGUCUCCCAGGAGGAGCUUUGAUUGACAGAGAAAUCCACCAAUGACCGUUUUACAUCUCACCAGCUGGAGAAUUACUAGCCAAUCAUCGCCUACGUCAGUGACACAUUGUGUUUUCAUCCCGCCCCUCACACGGGCACACGCAUAUCGGUGAAAGCCGCCUGGGCAGGAGCGUUUUUUUUAGUUCAGUUUUGGUUUCUGAAUUUGGAAAAUUAUUCUGUAUUCCUGCCUUGAUGGAUAAUUUUCUGUUGCGCGGGGUUUUAUGUAUGAUAGUUGUUUGUAUGUUGAGCUUGUCAGCGCGUGGACGCAGUGAUGUGCUCGAGCUCAGAGACGCAGACUUCGAUUACCUCGCGCCCGAGCACGAGACCCUGCUGGUGAAGUUUUAUGCACCAUGGUGUGGUCAUUGUAAGAAACUCGCCCCAGAGUUUGAAAGUGCAGCUACUCGACUGAAGGGAACAGUAACUUUAGCCAAGGUGGACUGUACUUCUAAUACAAAAACCUGUAAGCACUAUGGGGUCACUGGAUACCCAACACUCAAAAUAUUUCGUAACGGACAGGAAUCAUCAUCGUAUGAUGGGCCACGCUCAGCUGAUGGAAUCGUGAACUUUAUGAAGAAUCAGGCUGGGCCUGAUUCUGUGCUUCUGCAAAGUGAGCAUGAUCUGGAGAACUUUAUAAACAACUUUGAUGCCAGUGUUGUUGGGUUCUUCUCAGGGACUGACAGCUCUCAACUCGCAGAGUUUCUUAAAGGAGCCAGUUUAAUGAGGCAGAGUUUCCGCUUUGCCCACACCACAGACCUCCAGCUUGGAAACAAACAUGGCGUCACAUACGAGUCCGUGCUUCUGUUCCGACCCCCUCGACUGAGCAGUAAGUUUGAGGAGAGUGUGGUGCACCACAGAGGACCAAUGUCCAUCACAGGCCUGCGGCGCUUCAUCAGAGACAACAUUUUUGGACUUUGUCCUCACCUGACCAAAGAGAAUAAGGAUUCAUUGAAAAAGAGGGAUUUAUUGACUGCCUACUAUGACUUGGAUUAUCUUCACAAUCCCAAAGGCUCCAACUAUUGGAGAAACAGAGUGCUGAAGGUGGCGUCUAAGUUUAGUUCUCAGGGCCUGUUGUUUUCUGUGGCGAACCGUAAUGACUUUGUGGAGGAGCUUGAAGAUGAGUUCGGUCUGGGUGCGUCAGAUGGAACUGAGCUGCCGUUUGUCACCAUCAGGACACGGACAGGAAACAAAUACACCAUGCGGGAGGAGUUUACACGAGAUGGCAAGUCUUUAGAGAGUUUUCUGGAAGACUAUUUUGCUGGGCGACUAAAGCGCUAUGUCAAAUCAGAGCCUGUGCCUGCCAAAAACAACGGACCGGUCAAGGUGGUUGUGGCAGAUACGUUUCAACAGAUUGUGAACGACCCAGAGAAAGACGUGCUUAUUGAGUUUUAUGCACCAUGGUGUGGCCAUUGUAAAAAACUGGAGCCCAAAUAUACAGAGCUUGGAGAACAGCUAUACAGUGAUCCCAAUAUAGUAAUCGCCAAGAUGGAUGCAACUGCCAACGAUGUCCCUCAGGGCUAUGACGUACAAGGAUUUCCUACAAUAUAUUUUGCCGCUGCUGGACGGAAGGAUGAGCCAAAAAGAUAUGAGGGAGCCCGUGAAGUGAAGGAUUUCAUCAGCUUCCUGAAGCGUGAGGCGUCCAAACCUCUUGUCCUAAACGGAGUCAAGGAAGAGCUGUAAACAUUAAAGGGAAACUGCUGUUCAUGAAGAGUGGAGAAUUCUGUAGAAUUCUGCUGCUGUUCAGCCAUACAUAUCAAAUCAAAUUAAUUAGCAGCAAUCAAUUAAAUAAAACCAAUUGUAUAUUAUACAAAGUUCUAAUUUAUAUUGUCCAUAUGUGAUAGAAAAUAGAGCCGACUGCUCAUUACACUAUAGAGUGUUUUUGUUGUUACGGUCUUUGUUGCAUGAGCUUCAAUGCUCUGUUCUUUAUUGUUUUGAUACUCAUUUCCAUCUGUACAUCUACUGGUCCGUCCACAUUAAAUAUUGCUGUUCUUUAACAUACAUUUACAAAGACCAAUAUUCAUGCUUUGUGUGAAUGGUAAAACUCAGAUUUCAUACAGCAGAUGGAAUGGUAAUUGGUUUAAACUUCAGUUUGUGGUGUAUCAGCAUAUAGAGCUAUUAUCAAUGUUUGGAGUUUCAAUUUCUUGGCCCCGAUUUCCUACUGAGCUGAUCAUGUGGUCAUCUUUUAACCCAUGUAGGGUUUUUUAGUUUAGGACCAAAGUCCCUUAAGGUUUUUGCUAGGACUUGGUCUUGUUUUGUUCAAAUUACAAAUUGCUAUUCUAAAUUCUGUUAUGACAUGGGUUGAAGAAUUGGUUAUUUAAUGAUUAUUUGUUGACUUUAUGUAGAGUUUGUGUAGUUACAAGUGAAUGUUGUCCAGUCACUUUAGUAUUUUUUUUUUUUCUACUAUAUGUAUGCCUUAUGGUUAGUAUGUUUGACAUCUAAAUGAAGUUUUCUGUGCUGCAAGUUUGGUACUCCUUGAUGAACAGGAAAUGCUUAACAAGUAUUGUUUAUUAAAAGGAAAUUGACUUUGGUCAGCUGUUUCUUUCAAGUUUAAAUGUUGUUUAAAACCAAAAUGUGUUAUCCUGAGGCUUGUUGCAUGAAACCGGUUUCAGUUGCUACCCAGGUAAGUCUGAGCAAACCCUUGUUCUUUUUUUUCCUUUUCAGGUUCAAGAAAAUGGAUUAGGUUUUUGCAGCGUUCAUGGUAACUUAGGCAACACGGUUAACCUGCUCUGGAGCAGGUUUUAUUUUGGGUUAGAGAUCAGCUGCGAGUAAAGUGGAAUAUAUCUGAUGCAAUAAAGCUAACAGGCCUCUGGACACCAUUGUCAAUAUAAUGAAAGUAAAUAAACAAUGAAGCUAUCAAGUUCCAAAAUGAACCACAAAAGUGGUCCAUAUGAUUUGGGAAUAUGUACCACAGGUCAGGAUAUCAUAUGGAAAAGAACCAGGAUCCAGGAUACCUUUUUGCACUUCAUGAAAGCCAUACAAUUUUGGAAACGUAUGAGGGUAAAUGACAUAUGUAGGACUCUCACACAGCUUAUAGGAAAAGACAUUUAUUGUGAAUUCUGAACCCUGGUUCCUCAACAGCUGUAAAGAAACAAAACAUUCAACAGGAUCCAAAAAAAAAAAACAAAUACAUCCAAUGCAUUCAAAACUGAUUUAUAUAUUCUACUCUUACACCUUUCUACCAGAAGAAAUACUUUAAACAAGAGAAGAAAAACCUGGGCCCAUACCAAAUAAAAAACAUCCUAAUUGUGGUUCUGUGGUCAAUCUAGUAAAAUCUCUCUGAAGUCAUCUUGACACUGGCGGAACUUAACAGGUUGGCGUCGUUCUGAAGAGAAGCGCAGGACUGAUUAUUAAAAAAAAAAAAAAAAAAAACAACAA
This is a messenger RNA of Ctenopharyngodon idella (grass carp), 3925 nucleotides long. It is a transcript of the gene pdia8, whose product is annotated as protein disulfide isomerase family A, member 8. The transcript is spliced from 13 exons. Gene Ontology annotation, biological process: protein folding; response to endoplasmic reticulum stress. NCBI's taxonomy places the organism in Eukaryota, Metazoa, Chordata, Actinopteri, Cypriniformes, Xenocyprididae. Gene Ontology annotation, molecular function: protein disulfide isomerase activity. The record is from RefSeq and is a predicted model, not a curated record. Bases 746 to 2230 code for a protein of 494 amino acids. Gene Ontology annotation, cellular component: cell surface; endoplasmic reticulum.